Onychostoma macrolepis is the source of this 5209-nucleotide messenger RNA. RefSeq names its product USP6 N-terminal like (gene usp6nl). The coding region runs from base 1147 to 3666 and encodes 839 amino acids. Lineage: Eukaryota; Metazoa; Chordata; Actinopteri; Cypriniformes; Cyprinidae. The transcript is spliced from 14 exons. The record is from RefSeq and is a predicted model, not a curated record.
GGCGAGCGGGGCUGUGAAGAAUAAACGAGAGAGAGAGAGAGAAGAAUAGAGUAGAGCUGUGUUAUACUGCUUUCCCUAGCUGUAUUGAUUUGGAUGCCAGAGACUGCGAUAGAGAGAGAGAGAGAGAAGUGUAGCCACUUUUUCAGAUGGUCUCUCCUACCUGACACAAACAUACUGCGGUUACAGGAAAGAGAACUGGACAGUGUCUAUCUGCGAAAGAGUGAAUUAAACAAGAGAAGAACUGCAGAUGCCCAACUCUGCUUGGAAGAAGACUGUGUGUGAGAGGCAGAGGCAAGCAGCAAGAAAUGAUGUGAGGGAUAAAAAAGACAGACGCAGACCCUUGUGUUUGGACCGGUGGGACCUGGAUUGCAGAAAGCAAAUUCUGCAGGAUUCUUUGCUGAUUUUAACCCACGCCACUGUUUUCUGAACGGAUUUGAUGCAGUUUAUGAAGUACAGAAGAAGACAGAAAAUGUGUUUUGGUUGCUGAAUAAUAUAUCACAUGAUUUAUUUAUGUGCUAUGAAAUAGUGGUGUGUUUUGAUUGGUCUUGCAGACCGAAUCUGCCUUUGGAUUUGUUUUGUACACAAAACGAAAGGUAAAAACUGGAAACUAAUGGAAAAGACAAGAGACUAACAUCAGAGAAGGUAGAAGGGGAGGAGACGGCUCGUGACAAAAUGAAUGGAAGAAUUUUCUACUUACAGUAUGGUGGCCAUAGAAAUGGAAAUCCCACUUUUCUAUUAGAAGAACCAGUCACCUUUUUUUAUAGAGGCUUUGGCUGCUUAUUUACUCUUAAACAUGCAUUAGCUGGACAAGCCUGAAAAAUACAGUUGUAGUGCUAUUUUGAGUUAAAUAUUUUUUUUUUUUUCAUUUUAAUUAUAUUUUGUCAUUUUAACAAAAAAAUUAGUAUUUCAAGUUGAUAUGUGGUUUAAUGUUCGAAGGGCAUUACCAUUUACCAAGAUGACCAUCAAUUAAACCAGAGUGACAAUCGCACUCAAGACUAUUUUGUAACUAAAUUCAGUUUAGUAAUGAUAUUUUCAGUCGUUUUUGUUUGUGGGUGGCGAGAAUGAAGCUCUUCACGCUUUGUUCUGCACUGGCCCCGCCCCCCAUCACACCCUCUAUUCACGCCUUGGCCGCACCCCCUUCUGAUCAUGCAAGUGCUGCAGAUUGUUAAGGAGCUGGUGUCGCCCUCUCGCCGCCGUGCCAGUAGCCGAUUUGCAGCGUCUGAUUCAGAGCAGGAUGCUGCAGUGAAGUUGGAACAGGAGCGAGCUGAGAUACUCGCCAAAUAUGACAAGGGUAAAGAAAGUGCGGAGGUGGAGCCGUGGGAGGAGGCCAAUUUUGAUCUGUAUAAAGCGGUGGACCGCUUCGGAUUCCUGCAUGAGGAUGAGCUUCCAGUGUAUGACGUAGUGGAGGAAAAGCAAAAACAUUUGGAAGUGGAAAGAACGACGAAAUGGCUGAAGAUGUUGAAAAGCUGGGAGAAAUACAAGAACAGUGACAAGCUGGUGAGGAGGAUCUAUAAGGGAAUUCCGCUGCAGCUCAGAGGUCAGGUUUGGUGUUUGCUGCUCGACGUCCCCAAAAUCAAGGAGGAGAAAAAGGACUUCUAUGAGAAACUGAAGAUCAGAGCCAGGGGUUUGUCUCCAGAUGUCCGUCAGAUUGAUCUGGAUGUGAAUCGUACAUACAGAGAUCACAUCAUGUUCAUGCACCGCUAUGAUGUCAAACAGCAGGAUCUAUUUCAUGUGCUCACUGCAUAUUCUGUAUAUAACACGGAGGUGGGCUAUUGUCAGGGCAUGAGCCAGAUCACUGCUCUGUUACUCAUCUAUAUGAAUGAGGAAGAUGCUUUCUGGGCACUGGUCAAACUGCUGUCUGGACAGAAACACUCCAUGCAUGGUUUCUUUGUACCAGGGUUCCCUAAACUCAUGCGCUUCCAGGAGCAUCAUGACCGUAUCCUGCAGAAGAUGAUGCCUAAGCUCAAACAACAUUUAGAUAAUCAAGAGGUGUACACCAGCCUGUACACUAUGAAAUGGUUUUUUCAGUGUUUCUUGGAUCGGACUCCAUUCACGCUUACGCUGAGAAUAUGGGACAUCUAUAUUCUGGAAGGAGAGCGAGUUCUGACUGCAAUGUCCUACACCAUCCUUAAACUCCACAAAAAAACCCUCUUGAAGUUGUCCAUGGAGGAGCUUGUGAAGUUUCUGCAGGUGACUCUGUCAAAGGAUUUCUUUUUUGAGGAUGACUUUGUGAUAGAGCAGCUUCAACACUCCAUGUCUGAGCUCAGGCGAUCUAAACUGGAGCUGCCACCUCCAGGUAAGGAGGAUGAGUUUCCUAAGAAACCAUUAGGUCAACUUCCUCCUGAGCCUCCAGGAUUGGCGAAUCAUGUGGCUAACGGGCAGCCGGUCGGGAAGAGAGUCGAGGGCCUUCCCCCUCAUGGUUCGAGCCCUGCCGCAAGCGUCAGUAAACAAGCAGAGUCUGGUCCCGUCACUGACGGAACACCAGAGAGGUACCAAGAAAGUCGGCCACCCAGCUCCCUGGACAAGGUACCUCAUCCAGACAAACGCGAGAGGGAUGGACGGGGUGUGGACACUCAAAGGGAACGGGUCCCAACUGUGCUGACCCAGAACCAGGUGAAUCACAACUCCAAUGCUAGAUCCAGCAUGCGCAGGGACAUUGCACCUCGUUGGGUCAAGCCUUCGGAGGGCAAACUGGAGGCAGUCAAGGCUGCAGCACUUCGGGAAAGCCAGUUGAGUCUAACUAUGGGUGUUCCACCCUCGCCCAGCUCCCCAACUCCAGAGGAGGCCACCGGGGCACAGCACCGACCCCGUUCACGAGCAUUUGUUCCAGGCUCCAACCGCACCUCCAACGCCUCGCAAUACGACAAUGUCCCAGGACCAGACGGAGAGGUUAUAGAGAUUAUAGAGCUCGAGAAGCCGCCCUCUCGCCCCCCCUCCCGACCAUAUGUCGGACCUUCUUUGAGACAGGGCAGUCCCACCCGUCCCCCUAGUGAUGGAACUGGCGUCUCUCCCUUUAGAAUGCCCAAACAGAGCAAACCAGAACCCCGUGCACCUUUGCACUACCCACCUGGCAUGACUCCUGUCUACACUUCCUACGUUUCAGAUUCUCGGUCCGAGGACAGACUAUACGGCCCACCAUACGCUGAGCAAAUUUACGCAACUACGGGACGUGGCUCAUCUAACCCUUCGCCGGAGAAAACGCUGAUGAACAACAGCUACUUAACCUACCGAAGGCCACCCCCAAACAUGCCCCCUCUCAGGGUUGCUCCUGCUGAGCUUUCGUCCCAGAUAGACAGUGUUGGCGAGGGAGGGUAUUACAUGCGACAACCCACUCGUCUGAUGGGCUCUCCAGCUUACACGCCCACAGAACUGCGUUAUGAGGCGCACCGACGGAGAGAGGGCUGGUAUGGGGACAUGGAGGCGGGGCCUCCGCGAUCUCCUGUGGGACUACCUCGAUCUCCCAGCUUCCAGAAAGCUCAGCUCUCUCCCAUUCACCCCGUUCAGGAGUUUAACUUCGCCCCUGCAAAUAUCUCGGACACUGCGCUCCAUUUCAGAGGACCCUACCAAGAGCACUCCAGCAGACAACAUCUCCCCCCGCUGUUCGGAGGAACACACUACAGGCAGGCGCAGGAGGCCUUUGCAAUGCAGGAGUCCAUGCUGCUCUAAGAGGGACUGAGAUAGAGGGAUACACUGUAUGAGUAAUGGCUAGCAAGAAGUUUUGUGUUGGUUUAAUGUUUUUGCGUUCUUGUUUGUUUGUUUGUUUGUUUGUUCGUUUGUCUGGCAAGUCUUACCACACAAGAGUUGUUAGUUUCAGGCAUUUGUACUGAUCAAAGACUGACUGAAGAAUUUACUGUUGCUUUUGUUUGUACAUUUUUGUCCGUAAAAUAACCAUUAACUGCCGAUGUGAGUAAUAUAACAAAGCUUAAAUGUGCAAGGAGGGAUUUUUUUUUUUUUUUUUGGUUAGCACACUGAGAUAUUUAAAUAGAGGGUUAUGGAGAGUCUUUUUCAUAUGGACAAACUCAGUUACUGAUCAAUUAUCAUCUAUUUUUUUAAUGCGUUUCAGACAUAAGCAUACUUUAGAGGACACUUUAUUCCUUGAUUGUGAAUAUAUUUUUUAAGAACAAAGAUUUGUGUAGGUUAGCUAUGUAUAUUACAAACAACUAACAGUGAAUGUAAUCACUGUUGGACAGAACAUUUCAAUGCGUCACUACAGUGUUCAAGUGAAAGUAAAAACCUUGUUUGUAAGACUUGUUUUUUGAGGUUAUAUAUAAAAUGCAGAUAUUUAAUCUUAAGUUGAAAGGGAAUUUUAGGGGGUAUGUGCGUUCUCAAAAUAUUUUGCACUGACCAGCAAGUAGAUCUCAUAUUUUCAGUUCAUCAAGGUAACAGAUUAAUAACUGAUAAGACCAACUGAUGCCAGAGCUUGAUGAAAAUUAUGAAAGCUGCCUUGGAUUUGGCCAGCAGAAUAUUACAACACUGUUUCACUGUCAUUAGCAGAGAAGUCUGUAACAAAGGGUGAAUUUAAGUAAAUUGGGACAGUUAAAGUGGCCUAAUUUACCCAAAUUCAUCUGAAAAAUAUCUGUCUGUGAUGCCCAGUGCAAGUUAUGCAAGUAGUUACUGAAUCACAAAUCUGUUCAAUAAUUCAAUAAUAUGGCUGGUAGUUUGUAGCAUGCAGCUGCUGUGAUAAGUUGGUUGUACCUGUGCUGUUACUCAGUGGAAUUCUUUAAAUAAUCAACUUUUUUACAACAGAUUAUCGAAUUUCAGUUUCACAAAAAGCACAGGUUUUACAUGUUGUUAUUAUAACACAUCAAGCUGUACAUCUCAUUGAAUUUCUACAGACAUGUUGGUAAAUUUUCCAGUCCGCAUUCCAAAUGAGUGAACCCUUUUUUAACACAUUUUGUUUUAUUUCUAUUAAGUGCACACUUGUUUUGCAUGGAUGUAUUUCAUGAAGGUUUAUAUGAGGUUGAUUUGUUUUUUUCGUUUUGAUUAUCCAAUUCCAAGUGGAAUUUACCAGCAUUGUUUCCUCCAACCACAUGGACAUUAGGUAGACCUGUGUUUAUCAUUUUAUCAUCUUACUUAACAUUAUUCACUGAACAUUACUUGCCAUGUACAUUGACUUAUACCUUUUUUUUUCUUUUUUUUUUUAAUGGCCAACUUGACUUGAUUAUAUGGCACGACAACACUACCAACUCAUUUCACACAUUCAUUUAUA